Messenger RNA from Huiozyma naganishii CBS 8797, 936 nucleotides. RefSeq names its product tRNA methyltransferase TRM7 (gene TRM7). The transcript has a single exon. The record is from RefSeq and is a predicted model, not a curated record. Lineage: Eukaryota; Fungi; Ascomycota; Saccharomycetes; Saccharomycetales; Saccharomycetaceae. The coding region runs from base 1 to 936 and encodes 311 amino acids. Gene Ontology annotation, biological process: cytoplasmic translation; tRNA methylation. Gene Ontology annotation, molecular function: tRNA methyltransferase activity. Gene Ontology annotation, cellular component: cytoplasm.
AUGGGGAAGAGCAGUAAAGAUAAGAGAGAUUUGUACUACAGGAAGGCGAAAGAGCUGGGCUACAGGGCCCGUUCUGCCUUCAAACUGCUGCAAUUGAAUGAGGAGUUCCAUUUUCUCGAUGACUUGGAGAGGGUAGUGGACCUGUGUGCCGCACCAGGGUCCUGGUCACAGGUUCUGUCGAGGAAGAUGUUUGACGAGGCUGAGGGAGACGUGCAGGGCAAAAAAAUAGUUGCGGUGGACCUGCAACCAAUGUCCCCGAUAGAUAACGUUACCACGUUCCAAGCGGACAUCACGCACCCGAAGACGUUGAGCAGGAUCCUGGAGCUAUUCGGGAACGAAAAGGCGGAUUUCGUAUGUUCUGAUGGUGCUCCAGAUGUCACUGGGCUCCACGAUCUGGACGAGUACGUUCAGCAGCAACUGAUCAUGAGUGCGUUGCAAUUGACCACCUGCGUGCUGAAACCACACGGUAACUUCGUCGCCAAGAUAUUCAGAGGCCGCGAUAUCGACAUGCUGUACUCACAAUUGGGCUAUCUGUUCAAGAGUGUCGUGUGCGCGAAACCGAGAUCCUCGAGAGGCACGUCGCUGGAGGCUUUCAUCGUGUGUCUAGACUACCAACCCCCAGCGAAUUGGAGCCCGAAACUAGACAACAACGUAUCAGUGGAGGAAUUCUUCCACGAUUGUUUUGUUGGCAUCAAUAAACUCUCUCUAGGUGACGAUAGCCAACUGCCAGAGUGGCACGAAAGUGUAAGAACAGUCGCUCCGUUCAUAUCGUGCGGGGGGUUGGACAGUUUCGACUCUGACGCAACGUACCAUCUGGAUGAAGGCGAUAUGGCCAAGAUAGAGAAGUCGCUCGAUCCAGUGCAAAGCCCGACAAAUCCACCUUACAAACGGGCACUGGAGUUGAAAAGGAGUGGGAAACUGUCGUCCUGUGUGUGA